Athalia rosae (coleseed sawfly) is the source of this 2274-nucleotide messenger RNA. Its product is annotated as odorant receptor 13a-like. The record is from RefSeq and is a predicted model, not a curated record. Gene Ontology annotation, cellular component: plasma membrane. NCBI's taxonomy places the organism in Eukaryota, Metazoa, Arthropoda, Insecta, Hymenoptera, Athaliidae. Gene Ontology annotation, biological process: sensory perception of smell; detection of chemical stimulus involved in sensory perception of smell. Gene Ontology annotation, molecular function: odorant binding; olfactory receptor activity. The transcript is spliced from 3 exons. The coding region runs from base 61 to 1257 and encodes 398 amino acids.
UUUAACAGGCGGUCAGAGUAUGUCAAGUGUUUGAACUGUCCGUAUUCAUAGAAUAUCAAAAUGAUUAUCUGGAAUUCCGAUGCCAAAUCAACGCUGAACAUGUACAAAUUGAAUUUGACAUUUCUCGGUGUAUGGCCAUUUCAAUAUCAAAGAUUUAGACUUGGAGUAAUCAUCAUAUCUCAGAUCACUAUCGCCAUUCCGCAAUACAUCGACUUGGUAUCGAAUUUGAGAAACUUGGACAACACCAUAGAAAAUCUCACCUGCAACGUGGUAGUGAACAUGGUUGUAAUAAAACUCAUUACCCUGGUACUACAUAGGGAGAGUAUGGCCGAUUGCAUAAAUUUUGUGGCGAAAGAUUGGAACAAUAUUCGAAAUAUCGAAGCUCGUCAGAUAAUGGAAAAUCACCGUGGCCUGGGAAAAAUCGUUUUUUUCGGCCUUAUGUCGUUACUUUACAUCAGCUACAUCAUGUACCUGGUAUUAGCAAUCGUUAAAACGAUAUCAACUGACUGUACAGCGCAAAACUCUACAGGAUCGUCAUGCAAAUUGCUUCCGAUACGUGCGAAUUACCUUAUCGAUACGAACUCUUCGCCAAUUUAUGAAAUCGUAUUCAUUCUACAAACUGUUCAAGGCAUGAUAACAUGUACCGGAAACUACGGUAUCGAUGCUCUCAUAUUUUUUCUCACGAUGCAUGUUUGCGGACAACUGGAACUACUCAAAAUAGACUUUCGAACGCUUCUCGAUUCUAUUCCUGAAACUAUAGAGCACAAACCGAAUGCCGUGAUCGUUUUGCGAAAGAAAAUAGUCGCACUAACCAAACGACAUUAUGAAUUGAUCCGAUUUUCGGAACAUUUGGAAGACACAUUCAACAUCAUGAUACUCGGACAGCUGCUCGUUAGUUCGGUCAUGAUUUGCAUAAUCGGUUUUCAGUUCAUAUUGUGCCUAGAAAACGGAGAUCUACUUGGAGGUAGCAAAUACGUGCUUUACAUGUGGGCUGUUAUGAUGCAACUGUUGCUUUAUUCAUUCGCCGGUGACCAUCUUAAGAAUCAAAGUUUUGGUCUAGCUUACGCAGCGUACGAAAGUCAAUGGUACAAAUUACCGCCAGCGAUUGCCCGCGACCUUCUAUUCGUCAUGGUCCGUGCUGGAAACCCGUUACGUAUCUCAGCGGGGAAAUUCUUCAUCAUGACACUCGAGAGCUUCAAGGUCAUCGUUAAAACGUCAGGCUCAUAUUUGUCGGUACUACGCGUCAUGGUCGACUAAUUGGUACAUGCAUGGCACUGCACAUUUGACCAAUAGCUGUCGAGACAUAUCGCCUUAUUUUCAAAAAUCAGAUAAGAAAUGAUCGUUUUAUCUUAGUUAAAUGUGUGCAUUGAUUAAUCGAUUUGUCCGACAAAGUUAGAUUUCUCUCUGUUCGUCAUUAAGUCAUUACAGGUUUAACAUGUGUGUGGUGUACAUUACACAUAACGGAUAGAAACCGUUGAAUGACGGAUGAUGGUAACAUCUGCGUGAUGAGAAUGCCAAGACGCAAUUUAAAUGAUGCGAGCUCAUGACCUGCGUAGCGCAGAAUGUAGAAUCCACACUACACACACUAUACAAUCACGGGAAUUGGAUCUCUGCCCUAAUUGCCAUUGAUUAAAAUCAUUUUUUUUUUUUAUCUAAUGUAAUUACGGUCGGGGCAUAAUUACCGCGAAGAUGAUGUAUUAUGUGCAUUACAGUCUUGGACAUUUUUUUGAGUUUUUACAUUUCAGGGCAUUGAACCAAAGAGCUAGAUUAUAUAAGCAUUCCUAAUUGGUUGGUAUAUUGAAUCUUCGGGUAUUGCAAUCAUUGCAAAUCUGCGAAUCUGCGAUUUUUCACUUCCAGUUGGAAAUCAAAAAUAUCGUAAUGCAAUCUACUACUGCGAUAGUGAUUCCAAUUACUUCUAUUGAGGAUUCAAAUUUCCUGUGUAUAACUCAAUCGUCAAGUUACUUUUAUAUUCGGAACAGCACACUCUUAUACAGUCCGAUUUUUAUACGCUCAUCGGCGUUAAUUAACGUGUUGGAGUAGAUGUCAACCAAUUGAUUAUUAUAAAAAUAGAAAGAAAAGAAAAGUAGCUUGCACUGAUGUUUAUCCCUGGGGUUUUCUACGAAAUGUCUUUUCUAAGACUAUGCGCCACCAGAAACUCGAUUUAUUUUGAAAUUAUACAACCAAAGAAAUUUAAAUAAUACAAUACUUCAAUUUUUUAAUUUGCUGGCGUUUCGAUAUUUGCUCUUUUGUACACAGUAACACCAUGUUUUCAAC